UCCGUCUGAAACGCAGUGUGCUGGAGAUUGAGGGAGGAACAGACGUGUUCACACAGGCAGCCUGAAGGGGAGAUCACAGAGCUGCAGCUUUCCUGGCACAUUCAAUCUUGUUCAGAAAACACACAGACUGCAGAAGGGUGAUCCUGGCUUCAGAGGGAAGAUCUAGUUUGGAGACUACGUAACGUAAAUCAGAAAGAACUAAAGAUAACGGCUAUUUAGAACAGCUAACUUUAUAUGUCAGUUAGUAGAUUUUUUAUGUAUCGUUGUCCCCUGAGUGGAGGAAAAGGGUUUGCCUCGGGAUAAACAAGUGUGCGGAGGGAGAGGAAGAAAAGCGACAAGGCUGAUCUGGUGGGAAUUCCUCAAGCAACAAGUGAGAAUAACUGUGUGCUGCAGACAUCCAGCGCCUGAACUAUUUUUUUUUUCACCCUGAUUUAAUAUCAUUGCUGGGUCAUAAUGAGGAAUAUUUGGAUACUUCUUACCUUUGGCUUGGUCGGCUUCAUGGCUGGGGGCACGAUUGCAGAAACGCAAACCGACAAAGACCUUUAUAUUGAUAACACAUCAGAAGAAGGGUCGGGAAUCUAUCCAAUUGAUGAUGAUGAUUACUCUUCUGGGUCAGGCUCCGGAAUCUUGGUUACAGACGAUGAAGCUGAGCAAACAACUGUCAGUAUGCUUCCCAGCAGUCCAACUACAAAUGUGACCACUACGCUAAAAAUACAAACCAAAAUACCUUCAGAAACAAUGGAUCCUGAGAAUCCAGAAAUAAUUGACCCAUCUUUUGUGGAACCUGAUGGAGGCACCCAGGUGAAGACUGGGGAAGAAAUAGAGGUGCACACAGCAAAACACAGUGAAAACCUUUUCCACAGAACAGAAGUACUUGCAGCUGUUAUUGCUGGGGGAGGAAUUGGCUUCCUCUUCGCAGUUUUCUUGAUCCUGCUGUUGGUAUAUCGCAUGAGAAAGAAGGACGAGGGCAGCUACGAUCUUGGUGAACGAAAACCCUCCAGCGCCAUUUACCAAAAGGCACCCACUAAAGAGUUUUAUGCAUAAAACUCAAACUAAGUGUCUCUUUUUAUGAGAUCACUGAACUUUUUUUUUUUUUUUUUUUUUUCCUUUUAAAUAAAGCUUUUGCAUAGAUUAUUGAUUUCUUUUUUUCAUGAAAGAGUCUUUACGCCAACUUUAUGAUCAAAACAAAUCCUAUUGUAUUUAAAAAUAAAAAAUAAACUUUUCAUGUAUUCCUUUUAAAGAAAAAUACACAAAAACUAAUGUAAAGUCAAUUUUUCUUUUACAUUGUUGAGUGAAUAGCGGUGACAGAGUAUUAUUUUAUAAUAUCAUUGGUAUUCACCAAGAUGUCUCAAAACUUUAUGCAUAAACUCAAAACAACAAUAGAAAUGGUUGUUUCAAGCUUCGGGUCUAUGAAAGGUUGUUUAAUAUUUUUCGGCAUGUCUCAGAUCUUUCAGGAUUUUUUUGUUCUUCAUUAAUUUAUCUGUUUCCAAACAAAUGCCUUUUGUAGUUGUCAUGGUGCAAUUGUCUUAGGGUAAUUCAGAUAUACAGUAUCUUAGUGUAAAUGUAAUUUUUUUUUUUUCUUCUUCCUAUGUAAACUUUUUUUUUGGAAAAUUUGUAUGACUGUCAUAUUCAUUUUACACUUUGUCUUUCAGUGUACCUUCAGGCAAUUUUAACACAACUAAUGUGUCAAAUUUGAAUAUCAGUGCAAAUCGUUGCUUAAUAAGCUUAUGAAAAAGGUGCAUUCUCUCUUGGACUUUCUGCUGAUGAAAGGGAAAAUUGUGGCCAUCUGUGUUUCCUUACAUUUUUGCUUUUAUAAGUUUCUCUAGCAUUGAUACAUGUUUGAAAUCCUACAUUACUUUUCAUCUGCGUUGUCCAUUUUACUGGCAGAAUUCUACAUAAAGCUUCAUAUUUCCACUUCAAAAUGGACAGAAAAUAAAUAUACAUUGAUAUGAGUGAAGAGCAAUUCAACCAGCAAAAACUUUACUAACCCUAUAUAUAGAUUUCAUAUUUUGUAUGAACAUUACUAUUGGAACAAUGUAAAGGGGUUGAGAUAUAGUUUGUGUACAUAUAACAUUUUAUUCAGUUUUUUUUAUUCCCCAAAAUGUGUUUUGUGCUUCUGUCAAUGAGCUGAAUUGCCUGAAAAAUGACUUGCACUACCUCUCAACUCUUGUGAGAUUUUAGCACUUCCUAAGUAGACUGAAAUGUCAAUGUUAGACAUAUAUAACAUAGGGAAAGCUAAUCGCAUUGUAAUUUGUGGGGUUAUGCUGUUAGCACCACUUAUCUGGCUUAAAGGGACAUGACCAUUUUAUAUAUGCAUAGUAUAUAUGAAGCAUGGCAUUGCAAAAGACAUGCAUAGAAAAAUGUUUUAAAAGAAAUUAACUUUUUUUUUUUAAAAACAAUUUUUUUUGCAUUCCAGGAACAUACCCUUUUGAAAAACUUUUUGAGUAUGUUUACGUUGGUUCCUUUUGUUGUGAUUUAGCGACACAAGAAUGGCAGCAUUGAUCAAGCAAUGACUGUUUAACAUGUAACAAGGUUAUGGUUGUGAAGUCUGCAGGAAGCACUUCAUACUCCCUUGAAACCCCGUGCAGAAUUUUAUGAAUUAAAAGAUUUUUACUAUGCAUACUAAAACAUGUUAUUGGAAUUAAAUAUAGAUUUAACGUCCCUUUUAACUUUCUAAAGCCUUGAUAACUUUUUACAGCCUUCAAAUCUGCUGCUUGGUACAUCCCCAUCUCAUCGGAAGUGCCAGCCAAUGACAAUAUUUUGUCAGCCAAUUAAGUAAACAUUGUACAAAACACAUUUCAGAGGAAUGGAUUUGAAAGUAGAUUUAUAUUAAUGCGGUACACUCAUUGGAGACUAAGUAUAGUUUACACAAAAAAAAACACCAGUUCCCAAAUUCUGUUAAUUUUGAGGUUCUCAUGCACAUACAGCUAUGUAUAUAUGUGACUUAAAAUGAUCAAACAGUAUAUUGCAGAGUUAAGAAUAUGAGCAGAAGAACACAUUUUACUAUUUUAUCAUUUUCUUUUAGGAGUGGGUGCACCUUUACUGCUGUUUGCUGCUGGAGUAAGCUAAUUAUACCUUGAGUACGGUUUGCUAUAGCUGCCUCCUGGUUGCAAUUGUAAUAUGUAUAUGAUAUUGAAUAGAUUACGGUUUUGAGCCAAACCCAAAGACUAUAACAGUAUUCUGACAAAGUUGCAGAUAUCUUUUGGCCACUGUAUCUAACUCCUUUCCAUUUUUAAGGUACGAUUAGGAGUUUCAAGAGCAAUUUUGUCUUUUUUUUUUUUUUCUUUUUUCCAACAUUCAUUUAAGUUGUAAAAGUCUUUUUAAGCCUUUGAAGUGCCUAUGAUUCCAUGUAAAUUGUUGCAGACUAUGUUAGAGUGUAUGACAGUAAACAAAAAUGUCGGUAUUUUAUAAGCACAGAAAACUCUAAUGGUAAUUUUGUAGUCUUACAUCAAUAGAUCUAAAAUGUAAUUUGGGAACAUAAACACUACUGAAUAAACUUAUGUGGCCUAAUA
Messenger RNA from Bombina bombina (fire-bellied toad), 3512 nucleotides. RefSeq names its product syndecan 2 (gene SDC2). The record is from RefSeq and is a predicted model, not a curated record. Gene Ontology annotation, biological process: cell migration. NCBI's taxonomy places the organism in Eukaryota, Metazoa, Chordata, Amphibia, Anura, Bombinatoridae. Gene Ontology annotation, cellular component: membrane; cell surface. The coding region runs from base 454 to 1044 and encodes 196 amino acids. The transcript has 5 exons.